GCAUGUGGGUGUGUGUAUUGAAAGAGAAAGACAGAGCGAGAGAGAGAGAGACUUGCAGGCGACUUGUUUGCUGAGGAUAUUAGAUUUCUCUAUUCAUCGUCGUUAGUUCUUUCUCCUCUCUUCCAGCUCUCAGAGGACGUCUGAUGUGCUGUCAAUCUCCGUUGUAGCCUCUCACUCUCGUUUUGUCUGGCCGUGGACACCGACUGGACAGCCGUGAUCUGUUCGAAACGGGGCCGGUACAUUACCACACCUUUAUUGUGCGUUGAAGCCACUGUCUGAAUAGCGAAGGGACUACCCGCGAACCGAAUAAUUCCUGAAUGGUUCAGUUGGGACUGUUUUUUUACGAGUAUUUUCGGUCGUAUUUUUAUGUUCGGCAUUUUGCUCCAGAAUAAGUCUGUUUUAGAAGAUCAAGACAAGUGAAUGGCUAUGCCAAUAUCAGUGGUACUGUAAACCAAGUCAUAGCCCAGAGGAGACCCUAAACAUCAUUCGAUUGUGGCUUUCUUGGACCUUACUUUUUGUGAAUACAUUGUGGGAUAAUAUAUAUUUUUUCUCCCACGGAUCUUUGGAUUAGCAGAACUGUUGAAUUGAUACAGGCUAAUACACGUAAUACUCACCAAGAAGAAAGAUGGGGAAGAGUGCCUAGUAUCGCCAGGAGAGGAAUGCCCCAGACUGUGUGCCCAGCAGCAGGCACCAUGUUCACCCCCAGUGGCUUCAGCCCCCACCUGGCCUCCACCUGCUCUGAGGCUGACCCGGUGAUCGAGGAUGAAGGGGGCCCUCAGGAGGCCCGGGGGCCUGGGGCUUGCCUGGCCGAAGGACCCCCCAUCACCUCCGCCUCCCUGGACACCCUCAUCCAGCACCUUGUGCCCACCACAGACUACUACCCAGAGAAAGCCUAUGUGUUUACGUUCCUGCUGAGUGCUCGUCUGUUCAUCUCUCCUCCUGAGCUACUGGCCAGACUCUGUGAGACCUGCAUUAAACAACAGCAGCUGGACCAGAGUCCACUGGACAUGGCUAAAGUGAGGAAGUUUGGUCCCAAGAUCCUGCAGCUGCUAACAGAGUGGACAGAGACGUUCCCCACAGACUUCAGAGAGGAGAAGAUGGUGGGCCUGUUCAAAGACAUUAUCCACAGGAUAGCACCCUGUGAUGAGGCGUACUGGAAGACACUGAGUCAGGUCCUGCAGACCCUGAACCAGAAGCUUGCAGCCAUCGCCCAGGGAGAGGAGUGCAUCGUCAAAGUGAAUGCCUCCUCGGUAUCCUCAAUCUCUGACAAGCUGGUGGCCUUCAAGACCAAGUCUCCACCCAUCCAGAAGGAAAUGCUGUCUAUCUGCAACGACCCUUACACACUUGCACAACAACUCACCUAUAUAGAGCUGGAACACCUGAGUCACAUCGGCCCUGAAGAGUUUGUACAAGCCUUUGUUCAGAAAGACAAACUGGAUAGCACUCAGCCCUGUUUCAGUGAGCAGAAGAAGAAGACCACUAACUUGGAGGCUUAUGUCAGGUGGUUCAACAGGCUGUGCUACCUGGUGGCCACUGAGAUCUGCAUGCCUGCUAAGAAGAAGCAGAGGGCCCAGGUGAUUGAAUUCUUCAUCGAUGUGGCCAGAGAGUGCUUCAACAUCGGCAACUUCAACUCCCUCAUGGCCAUCAUCUCUGGUAUGAAUAUGAGUCCUGUGUCUCGGCUGAAGAAGACCUGGGGGAAAGCCAAGACUGCCAAGUUCUUCAUUCUGGAGCAUCAGAUGGACCCUACUGGAAACUUCUACAACUACAGAACAGCACUGAGGGGAGCUGCCCACAGGUCCCAGACUGCUAAUAGCAACAGGGAGAAGAUUGUGAUUCCCUUCUUCAGCCUACUGAUCAAAGAUAUCUACUUCCUGAAUGAGGGAUGUGCCAACCGCUUGCCCAAUGGCCAUGUUCAUUUUGCGAAAUUUGUGGAGUUGGCUCGUCAGGUGGGCGAGUUUAUGACGUGGAAACAGAUGGAGUGUCCAUUUGAGACAGACAGGAGCAUCCUACACUACCUCCACACUGCUCCCAUCUUCAGUGAGGAUGGACUCUAUCUGGCAUCCUAUGAGAGUGAGAGUCCAGAGAACCAGGUGGAGAAGGACAGAUGGAAAGCACUCAGAUCUAAUAUUCUGGGGAAGACAAAAGAGUUAAAAGAGCUAAGAGAGCACCAUGGCAGCUAACCCUCAGGCCAGCCCAGCGAGGGAGGGAGUCGGUGUACUGCACUACAACAAACUGUGAAGGAGCCUAGCUGGUACUUAGGUGUUUUUCUACACAUGAAGAAUAGAAAUGAGGAAACAAUCAUGAUGAACAGGAUUCAUCACCAACAUGACCAGUAAAAACAAGAAAAGAAGAACAAACGUCAACAAGUGGUGAAAAGUGAAGCUAUCAUGGACACUGACUGGAGUCUAAGGCCAUGGUUUGACUAUUGUACAUUGGCUACAUUGGGUACUGUAUGUUAGUGAGGGAUAGAUCUAUCCCUCCAUCUUGUUGCAUAUUUACUCUUUGGGCUCAUGUUUGCUACCAGAGUGUUCAGUUACAGUGACAGGGAAAUCUACUGCUUUUUUAAAAUGAAAUUCCUACUGAAAUUGUUGUUAUAUUAUCGUAUUUCUCUAUCCUUUCUUUCACUCCCCCACUUCCUCACUCCCCUUCUCUCUCUCACACCUACACCUUAUUUUUGUUGUGAAAGUUUUCUAUUGUACUGUACGAAUCUGGUAAAAGUAAGAGUUACUAUGAUGUGAAGGGCACUGGCUUGCCCACUUACUGGCUUGCCCACUUACUGGCUUGCCCACUUACUGGCUUGCCCACUUACUGGCUUGCCCACUUACUGGCUUGCCCACUUGUGUUUGGUCCUCGAAAGACUACUAAUGAUGACUACUAUUGAGUACUUGCAUUGACUGGAGAAGCCUACAGCAUUAUAUCAUUCCACAUACAGUACAUAAAUACAUAGACUAUAUAGUGUGUGUCUGCAGGGCUGGCUCCAGGCAUAAGCGGACGCUUAGGGCACGCGGUCGCUAGGGGGCCCCUGGCCAAAACAUUCUGAAAAUUUGGACCCCCAUCGGGGUCUUAACUUUCUAUUGAUAGUUAAACUAGUAUAAUACACCAGGUGCAAUUUAGAAAUGUGGUUGUGCAUCAACAGUGUUUCUCUUGUUAUGUCAGUCACUCAAUUACCUGACAAUUAGCCAUCCCAAUGUUUUGAUUGGUAGUAAGUCUAGCCAGCUAUCUAAACUUGUAAUAAUCAUGGCUGAAUAAUGACAGGGCAUGUGCCCAGAGGCCCUGAUCUCCAGGGGACCUCCACUGAUUUUGUUAGUCAUUAUCACUCAGAUAUCAUAUUAACAUGUCAUAAGUCACGGCAAAAUAUGUAGAAUUGCAGGAAAUGUGCUUUAAAACUGCUAACCUUUCUCUCCACCCCAUUGGAAAAUGGGUAGAAUUGCAUGAAAUUGGGUGUAAAACUGUAAAUGUUUUCACUGCGCCAUACUCAAAAUGAGUAUAAUUGCAUUAUAUGUGUUGUAAAAUUGCACAAUUUUCUCUCCGCCCCAUGGUAAAAUGUGUAUAAUUGCAGGAAAUGAAAUUCAAAGCAGACAUUUUCUCUCUGCCAUCAAGAGGGGAGUCACUAAAAUGUUUUGCCUCUCUCUUAGGGCCCCCAAAA
Oncorhynchus gorbuscha (pink salmon) is the source of this 3646-nucleotide messenger RNA. RefSeq names its product ras-GEF domain-containing family member 1C-like. The record is from RefSeq and is a predicted model, not a curated record. NCBI's taxonomy places the organism in Eukaryota, Metazoa, Chordata, Actinopteri, Salmoniformes, Salmonidae. Gene Ontology annotation, cellular component: plasma membrane. Gene Ontology annotation, biological process: positive regulation of GTPase activity; Ras protein signal transduction. The transcript is spliced from 14 exons. The coding region runs from base 660 to 2180 and encodes 506 amino acids. Gene Ontology annotation, molecular function: guanyl-nucleotide exchange factor activity.